Punica granatum (pomegranate) is the source of this 3719-nucleotide messenger RNA. Lineage: Eukaryota; Viridiplantae; Streptophyta; Magnoliopsida; Myrtales; Lythraceae. The record is from RefSeq and is a predicted model, not a curated record.
GACCGAUCUCAAAAGGGCCAUAGCAUUUUCCAAGGCCCAGCCGACUUUCAUCUCCCUCCGGUCUUCUUCUCACCGCUCCUCUGCUCCUCCGUUCCCGUGGCUGUGUGGUCGUGUCUGGGACGCGACAGCUAGCUGCUGAUCUCUCUGAAGCUGCCUUUCAUUGUUUCGGCUUCCUCUCUUCUCUUCUCUCUCGUUGUGGGCGGCAAUCUGCAACUGCAAACAACUUCUGCUUCUGCUGCCGCUGUCUAUGCGUAGCUGGAGUGAAGGAGCUGGGAAGUUUCAGUGCUUUUAUUGAUCGCGAAGGAGCAUAAUCAGUCGACAUGGUGAGUGGGAAUCUGUUUCACUGUAGAAAGCAUUCAUGGCCCCCCGAAGAGUAUAUCAGCAGAGCAACUUUACAGCUCUUUGAUUUUGAUAGCGCUGCUCCACCAGAACAAGCUUGGCGGAGGAGAUUGGACAGUCACGCAAAUAUUCUUAAGGAAUUCAGUGUCACAUUUAGGGAGGCAAUUAAAAUGGUGCGGCUGGGCAUACGCUUGUGGUCAUAUAUCAGGGAAGAAGCUUCGCAUGGAAGGGUAGAUCGUGAUCUUUUGCUCAUAAUAAUUGUUAAAGCACCUAUUGAUCCCUUCACUAAAGAAAGUUGCAAGCCAUCUGCGUCUCAAGGUGUUCCAUUGGGAGCAAUGGGAAGUGGCAGCAUAUCUAGAGGAUUUAGAGGAGAGUUCAGGCAAUGGCAAAUUAUCCCUGGUAUAUGUGAAGCUUCACCUGUCAUGGCUAAUCAGUUCUCUAUUUUUAUUUCUCGAGAUGGUGGCAAUAAAAAUUAUGCAUCAGUUUUGGCUCCAGGGCAACAUGAAGGAUUAGGGAAAAAGGGCGAUCUAGGUAUAUCAUCUUGGGGUUGGAACCUCAGUGGUGACUGCUCCACAUAUCAUGCUCUAUUUCCAAGGGCUUGGACUGUAUAUGAUGGCGAACCAGAUCCAGAAUUGAAGGUGUCGUGCAGGCAGAUAUCACCCUUCAUACCACAUAAUUAUAGAGAUAGUAGUCUUCCUACAGCAGUUUUUGUUUAUACGUUAGUCAAUACUGGAAAGGAAAGGGCAAAAGUCAGCCUUCUCUUUACAUGGGCGAAUUCAAUUGGUGGAGUUUCUCACUUAUCGGGAGACCAUGUGAAUGAACCAUUUAUUGGCGAAGAUGGAGUCUCCGGUGUACUUCUGCAUCACAAGACCGCCAAAGGAAAUCCUCCUGUCACAUUUGCGAUAGCUGCUUGUGAAACCCAAAAUGUCAAUGUGACUGUUUUACCUUGCUUUGGGCUCUCUGGAGAAUCGUCGGUUACAGCAAAAGAUAUCUGGGCUAUGAUGGUCAAGGAUGGCCAAUUUGACCGGGAGAACUUUAAUUCUGGAGCAAGCUUGCCCUCCUCACCUGGGGAAACACUUUGUGCUGCUGUAUCCGCUUCUGCAUGGGUGGAACCUCAUGGGAAGUGUACUGUUGCGUUUGCUCUUUCAUGGUCUUCUCCGAAAGUUAGGUUCUCAAAGGGAAGCUCAUACCAUCGGAGGUACACAAAAUUUUAUGGCACAUCUGAAAGAGCAGCUCUCAAUUUGGUACAUGAUGCAUUAAAGCAUUAUAAGCGAUGGGAAGAAGAGAUUGAAAAAUGGCAGGCCCCUAUCCUCAAUGACGAAAAUCUUCCAGAGUGGUACAAGUUCACUUUGUUUAACGAGCUCUACUUCUUGGUUGCUGGUGGAACAGUUUGGAUUGACUCCUCAUUGGUGGACGAAAGCAUGAGAAAUUAUCCUAAGACAACGGAGAGAAACCUCGAGGCAAAUAAAUGUUUUGAAAGUCAGCAAAAUUGUGUUGGAUCAAAUCAUCUGACCACAAUAGUUCCCAGUGAUUUGGAUCAAAACUGUGUUGGAUCAAAUCAUGAACCAGGGAUUCAUCACAGGGAGACAGUUCCUGCAGAGUCUUCCUAUUUCUUUAAUUCUAUGAGCCAACAUGAUGAGAGGAAUGACGUUGGUCGAUUUCUGUACUUGGAAGGAGUGGAGUACAUCAUGUGGUGCACAUAUGAUGUCCAUUUCUAUGCAUCCUUUGCCCUCCUCGAGCUGUUCCCCAAAAUCGAGCUCAGUAUUCAGCGUGAUUUUGCUAAGGCUGUCUUGUCUGAAGAUGGAAGGAGAGUCAAAUUCCUCGCUGAGGGAAACUGGGGUAUUCGAAAAGUUCGAGGAUCCGUUCCCCAUGAUCUUGGGACCCAUGAUCCAUGGCAUGAGAUGAAUGCGUAUAACAUCCACGAUACCAGCAAGUGGAAAGACCUCAACCCCAAGUUUGUCCUGCAGGUAUACCGAGAUUUCUCAGCAACAGGAGAUAUGGCCUUUGGGGUCGAUGUGUGGCCAUCUGUUCGUGCUGCAAUGGAAUAUAUGGAACAAUUCGAUCGGGAUGAGGACGGUCUUAUAGAGAAUGACGGGUUUCCUGAUCAAACCUAUGAUGCGUGGACAGUACAUGGGGUGAGUGCCUAUUGUGGUGGUUUAUGGCUGGCCGCGUUACAAGCAGCCGCUUCCAUGGCCCUUCAAUUGGGUGAUAGAGACUUUGCGGAGUGGUGUAAGAGCACUUUCUUGAGGGCGAAGCCUGCGUUUGAAGCGAAGUUAUGGAAUGGUUCUUAUUUCAAUUACGACAGCGGAUCCAGCAGUAAUAGCAAAUCUAUUCAAGCGGACCAACUAGCAGGGCAGUGGUAUACCUUCUCAUCAGGCUUACCUUCCCUUUUCGAUGAGGGUAAAAUAACGAGCACACUCCAGAAGAUUUAUGAUUUUAAUGUGAUGAGAGUUAAGGGGGGUAAGAUGGGUGCUGUGAAUGGGAUGCAUCCAAAUGGGAAGGUUGAUGAGACAUGCAUGCAAUCACGUGAGAUCUGGACCGGCGUGACUUAUGCUGUGGCUGCUACAAUGAUUUUUGCUGGAAUGGAGGAGGAGGGAUUUAAGACUGCUGAAGGUAUUUUCACUGCGGGGUGGUCGGAAGAGGGAUAUGGAUAUUGGUUCCAGACGCCUGAGGCUUGGACGAUUGAUGGACACUUCCGGUCCCUCAUAUACAUGAGGCCGCUAUCCAUAUGGGGUAUGCAGUGGGCUCUUUCCCUGCCCAAGGCAAUACUCGAGGCCCCCAAGAUUAACGUGAUGGACAGGAUCCACGUGUCGCCCAAUAGUUGGAGACCUAAAGGGAAUGAAAUGAGCGUGAGGAGAAUCGCGCCCAAAAGAGGGUGCUUCGGCAAUUCCACCUUCUACUGGGCAUGAGGAAGAAUCCCAGGAUGACAGGGUCCGGCAUGAAGACGAGCUUUGGGAUAAGCAUGUGCCAGCUAGAGCAAGUACAAGAGCGCGAGCCAAGCGGAUUCAACAAGCCAUGCAAACGCUGUUAUUGCAUGUCCAUGGAGGAGAAGUCGAGCUCUUGGGUGGGUUGCAUGUGGAACAAGAAAUCACGACCGUUCAUAACUUAGAAAUUUAUUUAGAAGAUGAUCUCAGUUCAAAAGGCUAAAUUUAGUUGUUUUUCAAUUACUUGGGCCUAUUUUAUUUUUGGGCUCAUUACACUUAGAAUUUAUUUUAGCUCAGUCUAUUAACUCAAUUAGGUUAUUAGCUAGUAUCUCUCUAUAAAUAGGCAUGUGGCCUCCCUAGAGAAGAUAUUGAUGCGAAUCUCGACGAACCUGUCACAAGACCCAACAACAAUAGAAUGAGAACAAAUCCAGGAUCGUCCAAUUAAGGUUUCGAGGA